Messenger RNA from Cyprinus carpio (common carp), 1667 nucleotides. Its product is annotated as dynein light chain Tctex-type 5-B-like. Gene Ontology annotation, biological process: microtubule-based movement. Gene Ontology annotation, molecular function: dynein intermediate chain binding. NCBI's taxonomy places the organism in Eukaryota, Metazoa, Chordata, Actinopteri, Cypriniformes, Cyprinidae. Gene Ontology annotation, cellular component: cytoplasm; cytoplasmic dynein complex. The record is from RefSeq and is a predicted model, not a curated record.
AGGGGUGGAAACUUUAUCAUGAUUAUGAACAAAAAAAAAAAAAAAUUCCAUUAAAGUAUUUGUUAGUGAUAUUCUUUGAGAUAACUCUCACAUAGAUUAUAGAGCCCCCUGACAUUGCUAAGACUGGUUUAGUGAGUCAGAGAUACAGUGUAAAGGUGUGUUUCAUGAGUGGCUUGUGUUUGGACGUGACUGCAGCCCUCCUUUUCCUCUUGAUUGCAGUGGAAACAGAUGGCUCUGCCUGAUACCGCCCACUGGCAACCAGAGAUCAGCACCUUUUCUCUCUCAAAUACAAGAGAUCAGUGUGACACACUAAGGCCCUUUGCGAUGAAGCUCUACAGCACUGUUGGAAAUACAAAAAUGACCAUAGCAAAACAUUUGCCAACAAAAAAAAUUAUAUUUCACUUGAAUACCCAUGAGUGCACUGGACAUCAGCCAUAAUUGUUGAUAAGCCAGUCAGGCUGCUGUGGAAGGUUUAAAUUGAAGGCUUUCCAUGACUACAAGCAAGUUCGUGGCAGAUAUCCAGAUUGUUCAAUGCUCUGUGUGAAUGAUUGCCUGGCUUGCAGGGCAUUGUUUAGUGUGUCUGCCCAUGCAACCCAUUUUGACAAUAAUUUACGGGGCCGCUCUUUACUUAGAGAUGCACUCGCAACAGUGAGCAUGGACCACUCAGUGGCAACAUUAGUUCAGAAGAGAGAACCUCACUGGAAUACAACAAUUUUUAAAUUUUAAUUGAGCUCCUAAACGGAUUAAUAUCUCUCAAGAGUGGUGUGGAGGCAAAGACUGGGGAGAGGCAGAAGAGAGGUGAACUGAACCUGAGGUCUGGUCUACUGUUGACUCAAUCUGAGGACUUACUGCACAGACAGGUUUCUUCAUCAUGGCCAAUCAGCCUCUACCACUGUCUCAGGAGACUUUAGCUCAGUUCAAUCGCUCCAUGUCCACAGAACCAGGUGCCUCGGGGCCUCCAAGGCGACGUCUGGGCUCUAUCUCCACUCGCCGAAGCUCCAAAGACCAAUCCAAGGACCAGCCCCACCACAGACCCCUGUUUCUCAGGAGCAUGACGCUUCCUUCAUCCGAGUCAUCGUUCUUGAGUCCCACUGUCAGCAAUUCUCACAUCUCCAUGGGCAAGCGGUUCUCAUUCGCAGGCUGGCACCAGGGAGGAAGAGUGAGCUUCUCUGGGCUGUACCUUCAACAACCCAUCCAGGAGGUGUAUGUGGAGAACACCUACAGAAUGGGGCCAGAACCAGGAUGCCGUUUCAAUGCCAGCAGGACCCAGCAGAUCUUACAGGCCACUUUGGAUAGUUAUUUGGAAGGUGUGUGUUACAGUCCUGAUAGUUGUAGCCAGCUGUGUCAGAUGUUAGCAGAUCUAGUUCUCAGUAAACUAAAAGAUGUCAAUCCGCCACGAUAUAAAGUCGUGUGCCAGGUGGUGGUCGGGCAGAGUGGUAAACAAGGUAUAAGGGUGUCCAGCCGUAGCCUGAUGAACCCCAACACUGACAACUACACAUCUGCUGUUUUCCAUAAUCACUCACUGUUUGCUGUGGCUUUAGUUCACGGCCUGUACUUUGAAUGAAGGCUAAAUCAACAGCCCUUAAUAUGUGUGCACAAAAUGCAUGCUUAAAAAAAAGUUAAUAACAUUCUCUUUAAUGAUUCAAACUAAGGCUGCAUUUAUUUAA